Diplodia corticola is the source of this 2664-nucleotide messenger RNA. Its product is annotated as phd finger domain-containing protein. Gene Ontology annotation, molecular function: RNA polymerase II transcription regulatory region sequence-specific DNA binding. Gene Ontology annotation, cellular component: nucleus. The coding region runs from base 1 to 2664 and encodes 887 amino acids. The transcript is spliced from 2 exons. NCBI's taxonomy places the organism in Eukaryota, Fungi, Ascomycota, Dothideomycetes, Botryosphaeriales, Botryosphaeriaceae. Gene Ontology annotation, biological process: transcription antitermination; regulation of mRNA 3'-end processing; transcription elongation by RNA polymerase I. The record is from RefSeq and is a predicted model, not a curated record.
AUGGCUGGUAAGCACGCCACCACAUGCGCGAGCGAGCCUGCCCGCCGCCCAGAGCCACCUCGCAUUCACCCCACACCCCACCAAAGCACCGACACAGCUGACCCGCCCUCAGAGGAGAUUCGCAGAUCCGGCCGAGCCACCAAAGGCCAGCAUACCAAAGACCGCGACCUUCCCGAGACACCCGUCCCGUCCAAACGCAAGAGCACCACCAAGAAGAGCGCGAAGAAAGAGACCGAGCCCGAGCCCGAGGACAAUGGUGACGCCGACGCCAUCAUCCGCUGCAUAUGCGGCUCCGACGAUGACGAUGAGGGCGGCAGGAUGAUGAUCUGCUGCGACAACUGUGAUGCGUGGCAGCACAACGACUGCAUGGGCCUGACCGAGGAUCCCAAGAAGCAGCCCGACAGUUACCUGUGCGAACAGUGCAACCCGGAUGGCCAUCAGGAGACAUUGCAGGCGCUCAAGGAUGGGAUCAAGGUGUGGGAGGUCAGGUUGGAGGAGAAGAAGAACAAGUCUAAGAAGGGAAAGAAGAGCAGCAGGAAAUCACGCCAGAGCGAAAUCCGCGCGGCUGCCGGAGGCGACACUGCCAGCCCGAAGCAGCAGUCGAGUCCUGCGCCGGCGCCGUCGCAGAAGGCCGACACGGAAGAGCCUGGUCCCAAUGGCAGCGCUGAGGUCAAGAGCCCUACGGAGGCUACGCCCUCGGUCAAGAGGCGGUCUGAACCUAGCGAAGACCCUGUUCCCAAGCGUCGCAAGAGUACGCAGCAGAAGAAAUCCGUGGAGCCCGCUCCGGUCACGCCUGUGCAGCCCGCAACCGUAGAGGAACUUCCCGAUGACCGCAAGCGGGUGGCAAGCAAAUUGCGUGGCGAUCUCGUCAAGCUUAUCAAGGACGUUUCCAAAGAAGACUUCAAGAUGCCUGAUGGCGAGACACCCGACUCCUUGGGCACGCGCCUUGCUCUGGAUGUGGAAGCUGCAAUGCUGAAGCACAACCCUGCGGGCCCUAACGCAUAUGCGCAACAGUUCCGAAACAUCGUCGCCAACAUUCCUCGCAACCACACUCUUCUGGUCCAGCUGCUUCAUGGUUCCGUUCUGCCCGAGCAACUUGCUACCAUGUCUGCUGAAGACAUGGCGAGCGAUGAGCUGAAGCGUCAAGACACCAUCUUAAAGGAGCAAUCCGACAAGCAAACCAUCCUGACGAACGAGGGAGGCCCGACUCGCAUUCGAAAGACACACAAAGGCGAAGAGUUUGUUGAGGAUAGCAACGAGCAGCCGACAGCCGACGAGCCCACAUACGCACCUCCAAUUCGCCGGGAGAGCCAAGCCGAAAGCAAUCAGCGUUCUCCCACGUCGAGGGGAGGUAGCCCCAUGCAGGGUGUGGAGCUUCCCGAAGGGGUCGGUGAAGGCCAGCGUCCUCUUCACGUCGAUACGGGACCACGCAGACAAUCGUCGACGAACUUCGAUGUCAACUCGGUUUGGGCGAAAGUCCAGAGUCCGAACGAAAGCACCGUACGCAAGCUUUCGCAACAACACCGUCGCCGCCAGAGCUCGAUCCAACAGCCUCAGCCUUCAGUAAAUCAGGAGGAUCCAGACGUGGAUCGUCUCUUGAAAGAUGACGACGAUGAAGGCCAGGCCUUCGCGCCGUCGGACGAGACCAUCAAGUGGAGGGGCGAAAUCUUCAUGCCCAACCAGGGCGCAUUCAAGGUUGUUGGACGCUUUGCCGGAGGGGGCGACGUCGGCCAGUUCAUGCCUUAUGAUCAGCUCAUUCCUCGCCCUACAGAAGUCAACGGCCGUAUUGAUAUGGCCAAGACGGAAGAUUAUAUCCAAGGCAUGCGUGCCAGCCUCCUUCACGAUGUUGCAAUCCUUUCGCUUACGCCGGAAGACCAAGAGAGCAAAACGACGUAUGACAAUGUCUUCAACUACUUCUUCCCGAAGAGCAGGUGGGGCGUUAUCGGUGGCACAAGGCAUGAUAGAGUUCGCGAUGUCUACCUCAUCCCCAUCCCUGCCGGUGCCGGGACGCUUCCUGCAUGCAUUGAGAUGCUCAACAAUGUCACCAUCGAGGUCCCUCGUCCGGAUAAUAUGCUCUUGCUUAUGAUGGUUGUGAAGACCAGCGAGCCGAGCUCCGCCCAAGGAACACCCCUACAAGUGGAUGCGUCCUCUGGUUUCAAUGCAAACAAUGGCCUUCACAUGGCUGCUGGUCAGAUGACUGCUAGUCAGCUCACUCCAACGGCCACCCCUACCGCUCCAGCUCCUACGAACGCCUUCACGCCACAGAUGCAUGGCGCAUACCAGCAGUCGCCGCAGCAACCUCAAGGCCCGUCUCCCGUAAACCAUUUGCCCGGUUAUGGCGGUCCUCCCUCGCAGUACCAGCAUCCUGCAGGCUAUCCCCAGCAUGCCUCACCGCCGCAGCCCCAGCAGAUGCAGCCCUUUCCGCCUCUGAUGGGCCAGCAGAGUCCGCUUCAAGUUCCGGCACAUUUGCAAGAGAUAGCCACGCGCAUCCUUGGCCCGUUCAUCGAAGCUCCUGUUGUGCGGACGAUGCUCCAAUACUCGGGUGAAGCGAUGAAGGAAGACUCGCUGAUCGGAUUGAAGCAGGUUCUCGAAGCGGUGCCAGCCGCAAGGGACGACUUCCAGGUUUUGAUGCAGGAACUUAAUAGGCCCAAGGGCCAGAACUGA